CUCUCCCCCCCUCUCAGUUUCCAUACUGAAAGGUGCCGCAUCAUCAUCACCAUCACCCUCCCAUCCGUCCAUCGCACCGUCCCACACUGAGCUGGUGGCUACGUUAGCGUUAGCUUUCCUCUCUGUAAGCACCAUCUCUCUCUCUCUCGCUCUCUCGCUCUCUGCAGUGGGAUUGCCACAACAUCAAAAGCGCCUCCCUCCUCUCUCUGUCCCCCCCUCCCUCGUCUCUCUCUCUCUGCAUCCUCCCAACAUCCGACACUCAGGAAGAGAAGAAGGGAACGAGAUGGACUGAACAUAAUAACAAGAAGAAGAAGAAGAGGAAGAAGAGAUGUGUUUACUCCAGUGAGGCUCGUCCACCCACAUUAGGAAUCCUCUCUCUCUCUCUCUCUCUCUCUCUAUCUAUCUAUCUAUCUAUCUAUCUAUCUUUCUAUCUUUCUAUCUAUCUAUCUAUCUAUCUAUCUCUAUCUUCCACCAUGAGCUUCGCCGCCCUCUCCCCCGUGGCCCCCGAGCCUCCGUCCCCGAUGGUGACCUCCGUCACCCCGACCCUGGACCCCGACACCUCCACCUGCCCUGCCGCCGUCAGCCCCGCCCCUCUCAGCCUGGACCCGGAGCAUCGGCACCAGGACGGGGCCUCGUCGCCCGGCCCGGGCCCCAGCCGGGGCAGCCUCACUGGGGGAGGAGCUCACCUGGGACGAGACCCCUCCCAGAGGUCAAAGAAACCGCCGCCCCUCCACACCGGAGCCGACUGGAAGGUCGUCCUCCACCUGCCGGAGAUCGAGACGUGGCUGAGAGUGACCGGCAACCGAGUCACCCAGCUCUCGCACUCUGUGGGACAAGACAGCGUCAACAGACACGUGGACGUCCACCUGGUGCAGCUCAAGGACAUCUGUGAGGACAUCUCGGACCAUGUGGAGCAGAUUCACGCCCUGCUGGAGACGGAGUUCUCCCUGAAGCUGCUGUCGUACUCCGUCAGCAUCAUCGUGGACAUCCGGACGGUGCAGCUGCUGUGGCACCAGCUCAGGGUCUCGGUUCUGGUCCUGAAGGAGCGACUGCUGCAGGGCUUACAGGACUCCAACGGGAACUACACCCGGCAGACCGACAUCCUGCAGGCCUUCAGCGAGGACCAGCACCAGACUCGCCUGGACGCUCUGACGGAGGUGGACGACUGCGGCCAGCUGACCAUUCGCUGCAGCCAGGACUACUUCUCUUUAGACUGCGGCAUCACCGCCUUCGAGCUGAGCGACUACAGCCCCAGUGACGAGCCCGAGGCGCGAGGAUCUGAACCCACCGCCGACGAGGAGGAAGAGGAAGAGGAGGAGGAGGAGGAAGAGGAGGAGGAGGAAGAGAAGGAGGAGGAAGAGGAGGAUCCCUCCCAGGAGCUCGGCCACACUCGAGGCCCAAAACUGGAACCGGGAGCAGAGGAGGGCGAAGGAAUCCGCCUCUCAAACCACGAACACCACAACAGUUUACCCGAACUCGCCACAAACCUCAACCAUUCUCUCUCAAUAAUACCCACAAUGCAGUGCGGCACAUCCAACCACAUUGAAAACGUGAAGCGCCCCCUGCAGGGCGUGAGCCACAGCACCGAGGUGUCGCCCACGCAGCCGUCUCUUCCCAAGAGAGCCGCUCUGUUCUCAAACGGAGGAACCAGGGCGGAGGACUCGAGGGGAGGUCUGGGGAAGGUCGGCCCGCCCUCCGGCCUCCACUUCCAGGCCGAGCUGAGUCGGAGCACCCCGUCUCUUAUGGAUCCCCCAGACCCCUCCAAGUUCUGGUUGGAGCUGGACUCGGUUUACCCAGAAAAUGUUUCCCAGUCCUACGAGAGUCUGCAGAUCAUGAACGGACGCAACCUCCAGAGAAACCACGUGAGCUCCAAGCAGUUAGGCUGCUCUCAGCGGAGCGUCCAGAGUUCUUCUGGGGCCAGACGGACCGCCGACGCCCCCCCGCCUCCACAAAACCCGGCGUCUCAGGAUGAAAUAUCUAAACAAAUGGAGAGGACGCAGAGGGAGACACACGCACACAGUGAGGGGGACUCCGACUCCUCGUUGCCCUCCCCGAUGAGGGAGCAGUUCCUCUCCUCAGACCUGGAGGCGUCCGGAGAGGAGUCCGACCCCCGACCGCGUCCCGGCAAGACGGCGGUCUGGAUCGUGAGGCGCCAGGGGCAGAAGGCCGCCCAGGUUUCUUCCAGAUCCAGCCCAGAGAGGGAGCACUGGUACGGGUCAGAGGAGUUCCUGGCCCUCCCCGGUCAGCUCCGUAAGACGGAGAUGCUCGCUAUGAAGCUGGAAAGUCUGGCUCAGUCCAUCCCUCUGAGGCCCGGUGACUGUGACUCUACCCAGGAGGCUUUGCAGGAUGUGGAUGACUGGGAUUUGACGGACUGGGACGGUGGGGACGACCUGCCUUCUCUCCUGCCUCCACUGCUUCCUUACAGACGAAACCUGGUCAGCCGCUUUAGCUCCACCUCCUCCAGCGACUUCGCUCCCUCAUUGGACGACGGCAUCGAGUCCGGUCCGUUGUGCGACCUGCAUUCUGAAGACGAGGAGGGACGGAGGUCUGCGGAUCGGCGUCUGCGGCCGGCGGUGCCCCCGGUGGACGUGCGUGGAGCUGCGUCCCUGGUGCAGCAGCUGCUGGAGGACAUUCAGAGUCAGGACAAUGACCCCGCCGUCUGGAGAAAGAUAGAGGUACGGACAGUAGUCCUGUCUGUCUGUCUGUCUGACUGUCUGUCUGACUGUCUGUCUGACUGUCUGUCUGUGUCCUCGCUUUGACAUGUCGCUCAGUGUCGGUGUGUUUUCCCUGGCGGUUCAUUUCAUCUCAUUUCUUCUGAGUUAUGUAUUUAAAGUGAGGUAUUCUGCCUCUUCUACAAACAACACGCACCUCAAAGUGUGUAAGCGACACUUUUCUGUUCAAUGGAACUGUUUUCGUUCGAUCGUUAACUGUCGAGUCUGGAUGCUCUGAGAUCGGAUCUUGGUCGCAUUGGGAUCCGAUCACCCAGACCACAUGCCGAGGAGGCCUGGCUCGCAUUGAGUUCAGAUCUCGGUGAAUCAGAACAAUUUAUAAAACGUAGGACUCCAUCAUCUCCCCCCCCCACACGACAGUUUCUCUCCCCGGGAAAACCCAACAUCUCCUGAUUCUACUACUUUUAAAACCUUUUAACAAAACGAGGGGGACUUUAAUUGUCCGUCCACCACAAAGAAUACUGGAUGAGCACAGCCUGAACCCUGGCCUAUGUUCUAAGUUGCCACCAGGUUGAGUUAGCUUUAAACACAGAAACAUCCUCGGUUUAGGUUACGGGACCGUGAAAGUCAGCAGGAACCAAUGUUGUCUGUCGGUAGGAACCAGAAAGUGUAGUCGAUACCUCCACCCUACCCUCUUCCUAAAGAGCACUGGACCUCCAUCGUUUUAGCUGCAUUAGCAUGUUUUCCGCAGCAGAACCACGACACAAAUCCCUGCACUUGUCAUCCUGACAAGUCGAACCAAAACCG
This is a messenger RNA of Anarrhichthys ocellatus (wolf-eel), 3476 nucleotides long. RefSeq names its product A-kinase anchor protein 6-like. The transcript has 10 exons. The record is from RefSeq and is a predicted model, not a curated record. Bases 474 to 2759 code for a protein of 761 amino acids. Lineage: Eukaryota; Metazoa; Chordata; Actinopteri; Perciformes; Anarhichadidae.